AUGAGGAAGGCAUCCAUGCAUAAUGCCGCGACCAAAUGGUGCAACUAUAAAUUACGCGCGCGCGUUUACCCCCGAAGCUUGACGCAUCUACCCCCGGUAGUAAGGUGCAAAGCUCACUAUAGUGCAUUCUUCGCGCAAGUUGGUGCGGCUGCUCCGGAAAAAAGGUGCGUUUACCAUUCAGACGAGGAACUUGUCUAA
This is a messenger RNA of Microbotryum saponariae, 198 nucleotides long. Lineage: Eukaryota; Fungi; Basidiomycota; Microbotryomycetes; Microbotryales; Microbotryaceae. The record is from the annotation of a GenBank genome assembly.